GGCCAGAGGAGCGAGCACGCUUCCCCGCGCCGUUGCACAACACAGGGCGGUGAAAAUGCGCUCGGGUUCGGGACUCUGACGCCCAGGAGCGGCCGCUCUCCUCGGAUCUGCACCUCCCCACCCCCCCUCCUUCUCCUCCGGCGUGCGGUUUGACAUCCAUCCGAGCGAGAGCGCUGCCUUCCCCGCCCGCUCGGCUGGAAGACAUCGGGAGGCUCCGCUGGAAAAAAAAAAGGAGGUGUCUGUUUUUACUCCUGUUGUUCCUCCUCCUCGAGCCAUGAGGGAGUACAAAGUGGUGGUUUUGGGCUCGGGCGGCGUCGGCAAAUCCGCCCUGACGGUCCAGUUCGUGACGGGCUCGUUCAUCGAGAAGUACGACCCCACCAUCGAGGACUUCUACCGGAAGGAGAUCGAGGUGGACUCGUCCCCGUCCGUGCUGGAGAUCCUGGACACGGCGGGGACCGAGCAGUUCGCCUCCAUGCGGGACCUGUACAUCAAGAACGGCCAGGGCUUCAUCCUGGUCUACAGCCUGGUGAACCAGCAGAGCUUCCAGGACAUCAGGCCCAUGAGGGACCAGAUCAUCCGGGUGAAGAGGUACGAGAGGGUGCCCAUGAUCCUGGUGGGGAACAAGGUGGACCUGGAGGGCGAGAGAGAGGUGUCCUCCGGGGAGGGCAAGGCUCUGGCCCAGGACUGGAGCUGCCCCUUCAUGGAGACCUCAGCCAAAAAUAAAGGCUCUGUGGACGAACUGUUUGCAGAGAUCGUGAGACAGAUGAACUAUUCAGCUGUUCCAAGCAGUGGAGACAAGUGCUGCUCAUGUGUCCUGCUGUGAAAACUCUGCUCGGCUGGACCUGACAAGUUGUCCCUUCAUUUUCUCUUCUUUCUUUGUGGCUACAAGUAUUCUCUCUGUCCUCACACCGCUGUCUUAUUGUUGCACACAACAACAAUCGAUGAUGUUUGAUAGUC
Nematolebias whitei (Rio pearlfish) is the source of this 957-nucleotide messenger RNA. Its product is annotated as ras-related protein Rap-2b. Gene Ontology annotation, biological process: Rap protein signal transduction; negative regulation of cell migration. The transcript has a single exon. NCBI's taxonomy places the organism in Eukaryota, Metazoa, Chordata, Actinopteri, Cyprinodontiformes, Rivulidae. Bases 275 to 823 code for a protein of 182 amino acids. The record is from RefSeq and is a predicted model, not a curated record. Gene Ontology annotation, cellular component: plasma membrane. Gene Ontology annotation, molecular function: GTP binding; GTPase activity; GDP binding.